AUGGAGCAGCUCCAGCUUACCAAGGACAUGAUCCUGGAUAGGAAGUUGUGGAAGAGGUGGAUUAGGGUGGAAGGACAAGAUUGUUGCAAAUAUGAUGGAAUUUAUUGUGAUGAGAAAACAGGAAAUGUUGUGAAAAUUGAUUUGCAUUACAAUAAUUAUCUUCUUGAUGCUGAUAUUAUUCCACAAAAGGUGUUAGAUAAUCAAGUGAAAAAUUUCUUAGGAGAUAGUAAAGAUCUUUGGAAUUCAAUUAACAUGUUACCUUCAUUGCUUUCAUUGAACUUAGAAGGUUGUAAUCUAGUCACAUUGCCUUAUUUUACACAAGUGAAUUUCACAUCUCUUAGUUCAUUUAAUAUCCGAGAUAACGCGAUUAGAAUGAACUCUGAGAAUCCCUCCAUUGUCCCUCCAUGGUUUUGUAAUCUUACUAGGCUGAUGAAUCUUGAUCUUGGUCAAAACUACUUUGAUGAUUCGAUUAGUGUUUUUGAGAAGCUUAGUUCACUCAGAGUGUUGGAUGUUUCCGGUAAUGGAUUUGGCGAUUCGUUGUUGAGUUCAUUGAGUAAGUUGAACAACUUGGUUUAUUUGGAUUUGUUAGGGAAUGACAUUCAUUUUACUAAUCUCUGUUUACUUGGAAAUUUGACUUCACUUUCUGUGCUGAAGUUGAGGUACAAUGAGUUAAAAGGACCAGUACCUGAGGCUUUAACGAGCAUUUUUUGUCGAUUGAGUGUGCUUGAUUUGUCAGAUAAUGAAAAAAUCAGUGGACUGCUUCCGAGUUUUAUAAGAAAUCCAUCGAGUUGUAUUGAGAAUCGUUUGAAGGAGUUAUACAUAGGAAAUACAAAAUUCGAUGACUUCUUUCCGGAAGGAAUGUCAAUGCACGAGAAUCUUGAAGUUAUUGACAGUACUAAUAGCUUGUUAUAUGGUGAAAUUCCAAAUUCAAUAGGCAGGCUGUCGAAUUUGAGGUUUUUACGGUUAGCAAACAACAAGUUGAAUGGGAGAAUUCCUUCGAGUAUUGGACAGUUAUCGAAUCUUGAAGAGCUAGAUAUCUCGAAGAACUUGUUCACCGGUAUAGUUUCUGAACUCCACUUUGCAAAACUCAACAAAUUGAAGAAAUUGUACUUGUCUGAAAACUUGAUCCUGAAUGUUAGUUCCAAUUGGUAUCCACCUUUUCGUGUCAAGGAGAUUGGGAUCACAUCGGUAAAAGUUGGUCCACGUUUUCCUCAGUGGCUACGAAAACAGUCAAUUCUUGAGAUUCUCAUUAUGUCUGAUGCUAACAUUACUGAUAUGAUCCCAAAUUGGUUGAGCAAUGCAACCUUGUUCAUGACAACUCUGGAUCUUUCAGUUAACAAAUUAGUCGGUGGUAUAGGCGUUUUGUGCGAUGCUCAACUUUUGCAUUCGAUUGAUCUUUCCAAGAAUCUGUUAUCCGGACGAAUCCCUUCAUGUUUGAGUAACUUGGAAGAAUUGAGAUCAUUAAAUCUUGCUGAUAAUAGUCUUGAAGGUGAAAUCCCAUGUUCUUUAGGUGAUUUGCCACUAAGUUUUUUGCAUUUACAAAAGAACAACUUACAAGGUAAAAUCCCUUCGUCUUUGCAAAAUUUGACAUCGUUACAAAGACUAGACUUGGGAGAAAACAAACUGAAGGAUGUUUUUCCUACAUGGAUCGGCGAAAAGUUGCAAAGUUUGGAACUCUUGAGGCUAAAUUCGAAUCAAUUUUACGGCGUUAUCCCAUUGGAACUAUGCCAAAUCUCAUCUCUAUGUUGGUUAAAUCUUGCUGGUAACAACUUGUAUGGAACUAUUCCGCGUUGUUUUAGCAACUUUUCGUGUAUGAGUUCUGGUGUUAUGUAUGGACCUGGUGAAGUAUUUGGACAAAGAGUUGAAAGUUUUAUGAAAGGAAUACCACUUGAGUAUGUUGGUGAACAAAUUUUGUUACUUAGAAUUUUGGAUCUUUCUGAAAAUGAACUUGUUGGAAGGAUACCUAAUGAGUUAACAAAAUUGGUUGACUUGCAAUAUUUGAAUUUGUCUAGGAAUAAUCUCAAUGGAAGCAUACCAAAAAAACUAGGUUAUUUGAAGCAUUUGGAGUCACUUGAUUUGUCACAUAACAAACUUUCUGGUUCAAUUCCUCAAAGUCUGGCUUCUUUGAACUAUUUGAGCUACAUGAACUUGUCUUAUAACGAUUUUUCGGGUCCAAUUCCUACUGGAAAUCAGCUUCAAUCUUUGGAUGAUCAAUCAUUUUAUGUUGGUAAUCCUAGACUUUGUGGAAAGUUGAUCAAGAAAAGUUGCAAUGACAAUGGAUCAUCAAAUGUAAGUGAACAAAUUCCUCAAGGUGAUCAUCAAGAUAAUGAUGAUGAUGGUGAUGAACGUAAGUGGUUCUAUGCUGGAAUUGGUCCUGGUUUUUGUGUUGGCUUCUUAGGUUUCCUCUUCAUCUUGUACGAGUUAAGAAAUCGUGGCGUGACACGCGUUUUUCAAUGCUGGGCGUGA
Messenger RNA from Capsicum annuum, 2466 nucleotides. RefSeq names its product receptor-like protein EIX2. Bases 1 to 2466 code for a protein of 821 amino acids. Lineage: Eukaryota; Viridiplantae; Streptophyta; Magnoliopsida; Solanales; Solanaceae. Gene Ontology annotation, molecular function: protein binding. The transcript has 3 exons. The record is from RefSeq and is a predicted model, not a curated record.